Scleropages formosus (Asian bonytongue) is the source of this 4928-nucleotide messenger RNA. RefSeq names its product acetylcholinesterase (Yt blood group) (gene ache). Gene Ontology annotation, molecular function: acetylcholinesterase activity. Gene Ontology annotation, biological process: choline metabolic process; acetylcholine catabolic process. NCBI's taxonomy places the organism in Eukaryota, Metazoa, Chordata, Actinopteri, Osteoglossiformes, Osteoglossidae. Gene Ontology annotation, cellular component: plasma membrane. The record is from RefSeq and is a predicted model, not a curated record. The coding region runs from base 304 to 2211 and encodes 635 amino acids. The transcript has 5 exons.
AGCAGUGAAACAUACACAAACGGGCACGCACACGCGCACGCGCGCUGCGCGGUCGUUAACACGUAAAGCUGGGCACUGAAGAGUGCGCGUCUCCACGCUCCGUCGCCCCGCGGUUAUAUUAACGCUCCCCCAAUCCUGCGCCCCGUUCGUCGCGGCCGAAGCUCCGACCCCCUCGUUCAAGGACGAAGUCAGACGAGGGAAGGAAAAGCCUCGAAAGCAGUGCUGCUGAGUCGCUCCAUCAUCAGCGUCGGACGACAGAAAAAAGGUCCCAGAAACACUGUGACUACAACCAGAAAUACCAUCAUGAGGAGCCCCUUCCUCUUGCCCCUCCUCCUCUUCCUCUGUCUUCUUCCUAUCCCAACUGUUUCCCAGAACGAUGCUGACCUCACUGUGACCACCCGCCAAGGGCGUGUUCGAGGUAUACGCCUACCAUUGCCAGACCGUGGACAUGUGAUUGCUUUCCUCGGCAUUCCAUUUGCUGAACCACCCGUAGGGAAGAAACGCUUCCGGAGGGCGGAACCUAAGAAACCUUGGUCAGGGGUGAUUGAUGCUAAUGCUUAUCCCAAUGCCUGCUACCAGUAUGUUGACACUUCAUACCCAGGCUUUCCAGGAAUUGAGAUGUGGAACCCCAACAGGGAGAUGAGCGAGGACUGCUUGUACCUGAACGUUUGGGUUCCAGCAUCCCCACGGCCUCACAACCUUACAGUGAUGGUAUGGAUCUAUGGUGGAGGCUUCUUCAGUGGCUCCUCUUCACUGGACGUCUAUGAUGGGCGGUAUCUAUCUUACACAGAAAAGGUGAUAGUGGUGUCCAUGAACUACCGUAUAGGGGCCUUCGGUUUCCUUGCUCUGCAUGGCUCCACAGAGGCCACUGGAAAUGUGGGCCUGCUGGACCAGCGGCUUGCCCUCCAGUGGGUACAAGACAACAUUCAGUUUUUUGGUGGCAACCCCAAGCAGGUGACCAUCUUUGGGGAGAGUGCAGGUGGGGCUUCUGUAGGUAUGCACCUCCUGUCUCCCGACAGCCGACCUUUGUUCACCCGUGCCAUUUUGCAGAGUGGGGUCCCCAACUGCCCUUGGGCUACUGUCACCCCGGUAGAAGCCAGACGACGAGCCACUCUGCUGGGCAAGCUGGUGGGAUGCCCAACUGGCAAUGACACUGAGCUGGUGGACUGCCUUCGCAACCGGUCGCCCCAGGAGCUCAUCGAGCAAGAAUGGCACGUGCUACCGUUCAGCAGUCUCUUCCGCUUCUCCUUCGUUCCCGUGAUUGACGGGGUGGUGCUACCUGACACACCAGAAGCCAUGCUCAGCUCAGGCAACUUCAAGGACACCCAGAUACUCCUUGGGGUCAACCAGGAUGAGGGCUCCUACUUCCUGAUCUACGGAGCUCCUGGAUUCAGCAAAGACAAUGACAGUCUGAUUUCUAGGGAGGACUUUUUGGCUGGAGUGAAGAUGAGUGUGCCCCAUGCCAAUGACAUUGGCCUGGAGGCAGUGGUGCUGCAGUACACAGACUGGAUGGAUGAGAACAAUCCGCUUAAGAACCGUGAUGCCAUGGAUGACAUUGUAGGAGACCACAACGUCAUCUGCCCUCUCCAGCAUUUCGCUAGAUCUUACGCCCAACACCAUGCUCAGCGCUCACAGGCAGCAGCUGGGGGGCCCACCGGGGCAGGGGUUGGCAGUGGUAAUGUAGGAGUAAUCGUCAACAGUGCUACCAACUCACAAGGGGGAGUGUACCUUUACCUCUUUGACCACCGUGCCUCCAAUCUGGUCUGGCCAGAAUGGAUGGGAGUCAUUCACGGUUACGAGAUUGAGUUUGUGUUUGGUCUGCCACUUGAGAAGAGGCUGAACUACACAGCAGAAGAAGAGAAGCUCAGCCGCCGGAUGAUGCGAUAUUGGGCCAAUUUUGCCCGCACUGGCAAUCCCAACGUCAACGUGGAUGGAACGUUGGAUAGCCGUCGGCGAUGGCCCGUGUUCACAGCAAGUGAGCAGAAACACGUGGGCCUGAACACAGAGCCGCUGAAGGUGCACCGCGGCCUGAGGACCCAGCUGUGUGCCCUGUGGAACCGCUUCCUACCCCAGCUGCUCAACAUCACAGACAACAUUGAUGAGGCUGAACGACAGUGGAAGGUGGAGUUCCACCGCUGGAGCUCUUACAUGAUGCACUGGAAGAGCCAGUUUGACCACUACAGCAAACAGGAACGCUGUGCAGACCUCUGAGGGGCGUGCACCAGGUCGAGGGAAACAAGGACAGAGGGAGAGAGGAAAUGGGAUAGGCUGACCGCAUCACUCCAUACUUAUGUGAUUGAGACAGAUGCUGGGGGCAAUAAACUGAAAGCAGUGAAAUCAGUGGCACCGAGGGAACACAGUUACCCUCACAGUACACUUUCCACAGAUCAUUGGCUACUCUUUACCCAAAUCCAGAGACUGAUGGGCAAAGGGGCGUGGCCACACAUGAGCCACAUACCCCGUCAGGCAAGGGAGUGCAUGUGUGCUUUCAGUUCAGAGAAAUUGGAAAACAGCAGGAUGUAAAGGGAAGCCUAUGGAGUGACACGGUCGUCCAAGAGAAUGUGUCUCAGAGAACAUCUGGGAAAGCAAAAAUUCAGACCUCUGAAAACAGAGUAUGUGUGUGCGCAUGAGUGUAUGCGUGUGUGUGUGGGUGGGUGUGUGUGUGCACGAGUAUCUGAGUGUGCAUUUGUAAAUCUGAGAAUGAGGAAGCCUCAUCUACUCUGAUCCCAAGAAACCCAGGUUUUUUUUUAACUUUAUGAUUUUAUUUAAUACUAUCUUACGAUUUUUUAUUUCCCAGUACUUACCACUACUUAGCAUUGUAUCUGUGUGUUGGCCUACGCUGCUCUCUGUGCUGUCGUUAUGUCUCCCAUUUCCUCUUGCUUUUUGUUCUUUUGUAGUUGCCUUCUUGUGUGAUAUCUUCCGAUGUGUGUCUGUCUCCAGAUGAGAUGAAAAGUGGUGUUUAGAAAUAGGAAUCAGGAGCCAUUUUAUCACUGUUUGGAGAUGUGCACUGAACCGCACCAUCAGGCUAUGUGUAGUGUCACCUGUUCCACCUGUACUCUUCUCUUACGGCCCUCUGAGUGCAUGAGUGUGUGUGUGUGUGUGUGUGUGUGUGUGUGUCCUCCUUGCACAACCCCUGCCAAGUCUGCCUGUGUUUGCUCUUGAGUUAUUUUCUCCUGACCUGCAGCUUUACUCUGAGUGCAACUGGUGUUGUUGCUGUGCCAACGAAUCAAUGCAAUUCUGCAGUUCUACAUGUACCCCCUCCCGCCCCCUGCCAGGAAGGGACUGCUUCUCGUAAUCCAAAUGGAGAGAGUGUGAUUGCCUCAGUGCUUUUUAAUUUGACAGAGAGCUGUGUCAGGCCUUUGCCUCAGAUGGGACUGCCAGUGCUGGAGGGGGUGUGGGACAGGGAACGGCUGGGGGCCGAGAGAAAAGACAAGCCCCAUGAAAUCUACUCGCAUACCUUUGAGUGAUUUCACCAGUGCUCUGUUUUUUUCUUUUUUUUUUUCUUUUUUUUUUUUUCUUUUUUUUUUCUUUUUUUGCUUUUUCUGUCAUCUGCAUGCAUCACUGUCUUCUGUCAAAGUCAGGGGCUUUCAGGGGUGUUAUUUAUUUGAAUUCAGGAUUUUCAUGCGUUUGAGUGGAUUUUAAAAAUAGUUAUGUUCAUGUGUGGCUGAUCGCCAAUUUUGUUUACUGUCUGACCGACAGGUAUUACUUAUUUUCACUCCUGAUGAUACUGCAGAAAGGUUGUGGAUCUUCUAGCAAGCAUCCUGAUUAGUUAAUCACCGGGCAUGUUAUUGCUAAAGAUCAAAACUGGAGUGGAAAGUUUAGAUUAAAAAUGUAAUUACAUGAAAAUGACAUGAGAUUUAAAGAAUAUUUAUUAAUGAACAUUUAAGAAUAGAGAAAACAUUUGUGUGGGCAUGUUUUGGUGAGUCUGAGUGACAGCUGCUGAAGUGCCUCUUGUCCAAUGAGAGGCCAUCCUUUCCUCCUCCUCCUCCAAUGAAACCUUCCGAUGCAUGCCCUGAGCCCGCCUCCCAUCCGUAUCCUCCUCCAAAUAUCGUGACUGUUAUUUUCUGUAAGAAAUGACCCUAUACUUAUGUGUAGAAACUGUGCAUAACACUAUUCUUAUUAUCUUAUGGAAUCAGAUGUUGUUAUUAUGAUAAUGUUAGCAAUAAUUACAUGCUGUAGUGUAACAUUUUAUUAUUCAGAAAUUAGGAUGGUGAUGAUCACGGCUAGUGAUACGAAGAUGAGGAGCAGGUUAUGUCUAGACAGAGUGACUUAAAAGUGCCAUAUUUCUAAUACAGUAAUAUUUUACUUACUACCAUAAACCUGCCACACAGCAGUUCUUACUGUUGCCAUUAUUUUAAAUAGAAUGACAUUUGCAGCUGAUGUAUCCACUGACCCAAGCUUGCUGCUAGCUACUUGCUGUUGCUUUUACCCAGUCAUAUUGUGUUCUUUCACGAAAAAAAACAUUCUAAUCAACAGCUACACUCAUAAUUUUUCUUCUUAAGACAAGAGACGACCUCAAUCGAAGUGAUAAAGUUACAGUUUAAUGGCGUAAUCAUGAAAAAAAAAAAAACCCUGCGCUUUAGCUGUGCAACUUUAGAAGUGAAACAGGUUCAAAAUAAAACCACUGUUCAAAUAAUUCCAGCACUUCAGAAGGCAUUCACAUACUUUAUUAGUAUUAUUAUUAUUAUUAUUAUUACCACCAUUGCAAGUAGAAUGCUGUUACAUUUCAUUGCUAUUAUCACUGUCAAUCUUACAAUUACAGUUAAUGUGCUGAUGAUGACUAUGGCUGAGGCCAGUGUUCCUGUGCCAAACUGUCUUUGUGGCGGCUGCUCUGUGCUGGUCCUGCUUGGUGUGUCUGCGUUUGCCCUUCUGGUUGCUGUAUCAGAAGCCCUGAAUACAACCUCAAUAAACAGACUGAGAAAAAGCCU